GAUGACAGUAUAAGCGAGUCUGAGCCUGAUCCAGUAACAACUGACGAAAUCACUGAACCUGAUCCAGUAACACCCAAUGAAAGUAUAAACCAGUCUGAGUCUAAGCCAGUAACAACUGACGAAUUCACUCAGCCUGAACCACUGCUGCCUAACGAAACUACUCAAACUGAUCCACUGCUGUCUAACGAAACUACUCAAACUGAUCCACUGCUGUCUAACGAAAGUAUAAACCAGCCUGAGUCUAAACCAGUAACAUCUAACGAAACCACUCAGCCUGAUCCACUGCUACCUAAUGAAAGUAUAAGCCAGUCUGAGUCUAAACCAGUAACAUCUAACGAAACUACUGAUUCUGAUCCAGUAACAACCGAUGAAUUCACUGAUUCUGAUCCAGUAACAUCUGGUGAAACUACUGAGUCUGAUCCCGUAACAUCUAACGAAACUACUGAGUCUGAUCCAGUAACAUCCGAUGAAUUCACUGAUUCUGAUCUAGUAACAUCUGGUGAAACUACCGAUUCUGAUCCAGUAACAUCUGAUGAAACUACUGAUUCUGAUUCAGCAACAUCUGACUAUUUUACUGAUUCUGAUCUAGUAACAUCUGAUGACAGUAUAAGCGAGUCUGAGUCUGAUCCAGCAACAUCUGAUGAUAGUAUAAGCGAGUCUGAGUCUGAUCCAGUAACAUCCGAUGACAGUAUAAGCGAGUCUGAGCCUGAUCCAGUAACAACUGACGAAAUCACUGAACCUGAUCCAGUAACACCCAAUGAAAGUAUAAACCAGUCUGAGUCUAAGCCAGUAACAACUGACGAAUUCACUCAGCCUGAACCACUGCUGCCUAACGAAACUACUCAAACUGAUCCACUGCUGUCUAACGAAACUACUCAAACUGAUCCACUGCUGUCUAACGAAAGUAUAAACCAGCCUGAGUCUAAACCAGUAACAUCUAACGAAACCACUCAGCCUGAUCCACUGCUACCUAAUGAAAGUAUAAGCCAGUCUGAGUCUAAACCAGUAACAUCUAACGAAACUACUGAUUCUGAUCCAGUAACAACCGAUGAAUUCACUGAUUCUGAUCCAGUAACAUCUGGUGAAACUACUGAGUCUGAUCCCGUAACAUCUAACGAAACUACUGAGUCUGAUCCAGUAACAUCCGAUGAAUUCACUGAUUCUGAUCUAGUAACAUCUGGUGAAACUACCGAUUCUGAUCCAGUAACAUCUGAUGAAACUACUGAUUCUGAUUCAGCAACAUCUGACUAUUUUACUGAUUCUGAUCUAGUAACAUCUGAUGACAGUAUAAGCGAGUCUGAGUCUGAUCCAGCAACAUCUGAUGAUAGUAUAAGCGAGUCUGAGUCUGAUCCAGUAACAUCCGAUGACAGUAUAAGCGAGUCUGAGCCUGAUCCAGUAACAACUGACGAAAUCACUGAACCUGAUCCAGUAACACCCAAUGAAAGUAUAAACCAGUUAGAAGACACUCCAGCCAACUUGAAAAAUGAAGCUGAAGAGAAACAAGUAAAUAGUGCUGUGGACGGUGACUUAGUUGAUAAUAAGCCUAUUGAUGGGGAUGCUGAAGUAAAAAAAUCUUCUUUGGAGAGCCCUAGCUCUUCUACUAAAAAGAACAGCCCUCCUGCUAUAGAUGCAUCUGAGAACAAUACUGAACAGAAUGACUCUUCUAGUGGCAAGCUUAAUCUAGUAAACAACACCCAAUGUGUUUCUAGCUCAAACCUUCACAUAUGGUCACUUUCAAGCCUGGCAGAGAAGGAUAUACAAAAGAAUGUAAACUGCUCAGAUAAAGUAUGCGCUAGCGAAAAUGAAAGAAUCGUAGACUUUCUUUUAAAGCACAAUCCACACAUAUUUACCUCCAUCCCAGAAACCUUGUCUGAUGAGUUGCUAAGUGAGUGCGCCUCUCGAGUUGUUUCGCUCACAGUUCUUCUGGAUAAAUACUCGGAUGGCGACCUCUCCAAUGCAUACAACUGGCGCAUGUUUAAAAACCUGGUAGGCUUUGAAGUGGUUGGAGGUGGAAUCAACUCCUCCCCAGACGAAAGUAUAUAUGAUGUUCUUGCUUGCUUGACCUCUAUUUUCUCGUCAUUUGACAAAGAGAAGCAUGUAGUGGUUUUGUCAAACAUGUCUAUUACAAGUGUUGUUUUGGGAGGAAUCCAACUGAUGAAGCCAAACCAGCUAGCAUUCAACGAGACUUCUUACUCUGCCGACAAUACAGAUAUUUCACUCGAUAAUCUUGUUGUUAGCUUACUUCCAGAUCUAAACCAUCUUAUAUUUAGUGGGUUUGAAAUGUCAGGAUGGACAUGCGAUCAAGACCAAGCUGAAAACACUGCAGGCGACAACUUCCUCUCCAUGGCAACUGUUGAGAACUGCAGUAGCCAGCAGGUUCAGGAUUUGCUGUGCUACACCUUCUUUAAAUCUGCCAAAACGCAUGUGCUGAAGAACAACGGCAUCUCUGAUCUAAAAAUCUACACUGAAACACCAUUCUUAUAUGUUCGGCAUCUGGUUCUAAUAGAUGAGCCGGGAUUCACUAAUCUGGCGUUUGCACAUGUAUCCAAACUCUUGUCUAUUGACAGCAUUUGUAUAGUUGGUGGCUCUCUCUCGCUUUCCAUUGAUGCAGAAAUACUCAAUCCUAGCGAAGCAAAGCUGCAGGAGAUUGGAAUUGACUCGCAGUGCAAGCUUUCAAUUCUAGGAGACAUAGAUAGUGAAUGGAUUUCUAAGCUUACACUUUCAGAAUAUGUAUACUCUCCCGGCAAAGUUGCUGAGCGGGUUUUUAGAAUCGGCGUAGACAAAGCUCUUAAAACAUCCUUCCUCUCCAUUGAUAAGUCUUCCUUGUUCUUAACCUAUAAAGACGAGUUUUCACACGCCCCCAUUCUCUCAUCAGCACAGACCUCUCAUCCUAUUUUAGCCAACCUUAUAUUAAACCCUAAGGAUCCUAGCAUAGAGAAGGAAUCUACAGACAGCAUCCAAGCAAAAGCAGCUGCCAUGUAUAAGACAAUCGGGCUAACUGUGUCAUUCACAAAUGAAAGCUUAUUUCCAUGUCCUGCAAUUUGA
Nematocida ausubeli is the source of this 3045-nucleotide messenger RNA. RefSeq lists its product as uncharacterized. Lineage: Eukaryota; Fungi; Microsporidia. The transcript has a single exon. The record is from RefSeq and is a predicted model, not a curated record. The annotation marks the transcript as partial.